Balaenoptera musculus (blue whale) is the source of this 1189-nucleotide messenger RNA. It is a transcript of the gene CMTM8, whose product is annotated as CKLF like MARVEL transmembrane domain containing 8. The transcript has 5 exons. Gene Ontology annotation, biological process: myelination. NCBI's taxonomy places the organism in Eukaryota, Metazoa, Chordata, Mammalia, Artiodactyla, Balaenopteridae. Bases 287 to 808 code for a protein of 173 amino acids. Gene Ontology annotation, molecular function: structural constituent of myelin sheath. The record is from RefSeq and is a predicted model, not a curated record. Gene Ontology annotation, cellular component: membrane.
CUCCGCCGCCUCCCUUGGCUGUUGGCGGCCUCCCCUCGCCCGGUCUCCUGCUGCGGGGCCCCCGCGCAGGCCGAGAGCCCGCGCGCCUAGGAGCAGGGGCGGCCGCGCACUCGCCGGACACGCACUGCGGCCGGACGGAUCCCGGCGGGUGACCCCCGCGUGCCCUGGUCCCCGUGCCGCCGCGCUCCCCUCCCCCCACGCCGGUGUCCCCGGGCUCAGGGCCGCGCGGCCAGCCCCGACGCACCGGGGGUCCCCGAGGCGGGGCCGGCCCGGCCGGGGCGCGACGAUGGAGGAGCCGCAGCGCGCCCGCUCGCACACCGUCACCACCACCGCCAGCUCCUUCGCGGAGAACUUCUCCACCACCAGCAGCAGCUUCGCCUACGACCGCGAGUUCCUCCGCACCCUGCCCGGACUCCUCAUCGUGGCGGAGAUCGUUCUGGGACUGCUGGUAUGGACACUGAUCGCUGGAACUGAGUACUUCCGGGUCCCUGCGUUUGGCUGGGUCAUGUUUGUAGCUGUGUUUUACUGGGUCCUCACCGUCUUCUUCCUCAUCAUCUACAUAACGAUGACCUACACCAGGAUCCCCCAGGUGCCCUGGACCACGGUGGGUCUGUGCUUUAAUGGCAGUGCCUUCGUCUUAUACCUCUCUGCCGCUAUUGUGGAUGCGUCUUCUGUCUCCCCGGAGAGGGACAGUCACAACUUCAACAGCUGGGCAGCCUCGUCGUUUCUUCGCCUUCUGGUCACCAUCUGCUAUGCUGGAAACACGUAUUUCAGUUUUAUAGCUUGGAGAUCCAGGACCAUACAGUGAUUCGCCAUUUUGAGAAUUAAAAGGGAAAAAAAAAGGAAGAAUCUCACUGUAAAAACAGGUGUAGGUAUAAUGUAUAUUUCCAGAGAAUUGUAUUUAACUAAUGUUUUUAUAUACUUAGUUAAAUUUGCUCACAGUGGUUUGUUAUAAUUAAACUGGAUACUUACUUGCAAAGUGCUGUAGCUUAUAAUGAAUCUUAAAUAUCUUGUUGAUGUCUUCAUAGACCUUAUUUUCUUAGGCAGUGUAUUAGAAAUAGAUAAAUUGCUAAUAUUAAGAAUGCAUCAAGUUUGUAAACCUAACUUUUAAAAAUGCCAGAUUCUUUUUUCAUUAAAUGUUUCACAAUCCAGGGUAAUGUGACAUCUGACUCAAGAAAGGAGACCUAUU